Pisolithus orientalis is the source of this 849-nucleotide messenger RNA. RefSeq names its product S-adenosyl-L-methionine-dependent methyltransferase. The transcript is spliced from 5 exons. Gene Ontology annotation, cellular component: cytoplasm; nucleus. Gene Ontology annotation, biological process: tRNA wobble uridine modification. Gene Ontology annotation, molecular function: S-adenosylmethionine-dependent methyltransferase activity; tRNA binding. The record is from RefSeq and is a predicted model, not a curated record. The coding region runs from base 1 to 849 and encodes 282 amino acids. Lineage: Eukaryota; Fungi; Basidiomycota; Agaricomycetes; Boletales; Pisolithaceae.
AUGAAGAGCGUCACGUCUGCUGUCGUCGACAACGACGAUCCCCAGGCAUAUGAAGAUCAGCAUGUACACGCCGUUUACGAUCACAUAGCGUCGCAUUUUUCGUCGACGCGGUACAAGCCAUGGCCAAUCAUCGCUGCGUUUCUCGAUUCACUGCCUACGGGCUGGAUUGGUCUCGACUCGGGGACGGGCAACGGCAAAUACCUGCCCCUCCCCGCAGAACGACCUGGCAGCGUCCUUACCAUUGGGAUGGACCGAAGCUGGAACCUCUUGCAGAUCGCGAAGCACGCAGGUAGCGGACCUGGACUUCCGAUUACAAGGGAGAUUGUGAGGGGCGAUGUUCUCGGAAAUGGAUGGAGGGAUGGAGCCUUCGAUUAUGCUAUUUCUAUAGCUACGAUACAUCAUUUGGCCUCCCACCAGCGAAGGCAACUCGCCGUGCAGCGACUCCUACAAUGCGUUUCGCCUGCUCACGGUCGUGUAUUGAUUUACGUCUGGGCAGUGGAGCAAGAUGAUCUAUCGAAAAGGACCUGUGGAUCUGGUGGCCUGGAUGUCUUCGUGCCCUGGGUCAUGUCCCAACAGACGACCGCGCACACCAAGACGCGUCAGCCAACUCGUGAACCAGCUAGCACACAGAAAGAUGCGCUGCCGGCAGAUGUCUCCGUUUACAACCGUUAUUACCACAUGUUUGCUGAGGGGGAGCUCACGAAGCUAGUCGAGGAGGCGGCAGAGGGGAUGGGUCUCAUCGUUGGGCCCUUGACCAUUGACGCCACCAACAAGCUGGGUUGCGAAAUUAUUCGGGACGGCUGGGAACGUUCGAACUAUUAUAUAGAGUUGAGACGGUGGAUAUCGUGA